UGAAGGGGCGGGUCAUAUUUUGACGAUGCCACACCUGAACAAGGUGUGGCCUGUUAUUGAGAAUCGGACGGAAUUUCACCAGAAACCACUGGUGUCAGACGCGCUGACUAUUUUCCAACAGAGCUCAAACAGUUUUAAAGAGAGAGACCCUUUGGGCACCUGUGGAUUCAGGAAUGUCUUCCAAGCACAACGGGAGUCCGCCUCCCUAUGAGUCAGAUGGAUAUCAUGAGCCACCCCAGCCGGCGUACUCCUACUACCCCGACGAUGAGUUCCAGCACUUCUACAAAUGGACGUCUCCCCCGGGCAUCAUCAAGCUGAUGGCCAUCAUCAUCAUUGUCCUCUGUGUGGCCAUAUUUGCCUGUGUGGCCUCUACGCUGGCCUGGGACAGCCAGGGGGCCAUGUCUGGCUUCGGUGGUUACGGGGGCAGCUCGUAUGGGGGCAGCUCGUACGGAGGCGGUGGUUACUCCGGUAGCUUUGGUGGUGCUGCCUAUGGUGCCGGUAACAACUAUGGCUACGGCGGACUCGGAGGGAACUACAAUGACCCUCGCACUGGCAAAGGAUUCAUCAUUGCCAUGGCAGCAUUCAGCUUCAUCACGGCCCUUGUCAUUUUCAUCAUCGUGGUGUCGAGGCAUGGCCUGUCGGAGUCUAGAAGGUUCUACCUAGCUGUGGUGAUCAUCUGUGCUAUCCUGGCCCUGCUGAUGCUCAUAGCGACUAUAGUGUACCUGGUGGCGGUGAACCCCAUGGCUCAAUCUACAGGGUCGAUCUAUGGGAGCCAGCUGGCAGGCCUGUGUGCCCAGUACCAGGGCCCCCAGGUUUCAGGAAUGUUGGUCAACCAGUAUCUCUACCAUUACUGUGUGGUGGAGCCUCAGGAGGCCAUAGCGAUAGUGUUUGGCUUCCUGGUGAUGGCGGCUCUGAUCAUCAUGAUGGUGUUUGCCUUAAAGACGCGCCAGAAAAUCAGGAAUUAUGGCAAGUCCAACGUCCUGUGGAGGAAGGUGAAGAUCAUCAACGAGGAGGCCCCGCCCCAGGACGUGGAGGCAUGGGUGAACAAUGUGUCAGGUUUUCCUGAUGAAGGUGUGGUGCUGACCGACUACCCAGAGAAGUUUGGAGGAUCCAGGAGUCACCUGGACGACACCAGCACCAACUACGACAAACCUCCCUACAAUGACAGCCCAGCUCCUCCAGUAGUUUGUGACUUCCCUGUGCACAGUAGUGCCCCCUACAGCAGUGGCUCAGAGAUGGCCAGCUCAGCAGCAGGGAAGCCCAAGAAGAGACGGGCCGGUCGUCCUCGCCGUACUGAUGGACAGGAUACAGACUACGCUUCCUCUGGGGACGAGCUGGAUGACGACAAUGACUUCGACAGUGAGUUCCCCACCAUUGCCAAUGAGCAGGAACGUGUGGACUACAAGCGUGAGUUUGACCGGGAUCACCAGGAGUACAAGGACCUGCAGGGAGAGCUGGACAUCAUCAACAAGAGCCUGUCAGAGGUGGACAGAGAGCUGGAUGAGCUGCAGGAGGGAAGCCCCCAGUUCCUGGAUGCUAUGGAAAAGUACAACAGGCUAAAGGACAUAAAGAAGUCAGCAGAUUACCAGUUGAAGAAGCGCAGGUGUAAAUACCUGAAGGCCAAACUGUCCCACAUCAAGAGGAUGGUCGCUGACUACGAUCGCAGGGCCUGAACUUCCUGUCACCUGACGUCAGCCAGGAUACUUCUUCCGGUUCAGAGUUGAUGCCAGAUGUAACACUGGUGGUUUGAGUCAGAUUCUACUUAUUUCUUUGGCUCUGCUCUAGUAACACUAGCAUAUCACUUAGAAUUAAGCAAUGUAUUGAGCAUUUAUUCUAAGUGGUAUGCUUGUGUAGAUAUAAGAACGUAACCUUUGUAAUUAGGUUUGUGGUUGCCGUAUACUGAGCAUCUUCACUGAGAAGUGUCUUCCCAAGGAUCUCCACUGUGAUUGGAUGGAUGUGCUAGGGAUCAGCCAAUCCACAGUAUACUACAAAGCUGUUAAAAAUGAAGUUCUCGCACAUACUUCCCGAGACAAUGGCUGUAGAAAUAUGUGUGGGUUUUGUGACUUUUUUUUUUUUUUUAAAUGGGUAAUUUGAAUGUGCAGAAAUAAUAUAUUUAUGACUGCAUUAAGUUAUUAGUGUUCAAAGGCUUGUGUUAACUCUUGUUUCGUAUAAUGAAUGGUACUUAGUGCAGUUUAUCCUCUCUGUUGUCUGUUGCUAAUGUUGGGAUGGGACAAAAUGACAACCUCAAACUGUGAUGUUGUGAGACUGAUUUCACUCUGAUACAUUAGAUGUUUUUUUUUUCAGCUUCCUCUUUUAGAUAAGAUGUUCACUUUUUAUUAUUUCACUUUCUAUUUUCUCUUAACCUCAUUGUCAGGUUUUAAUACUUGUACUUAUGAAAGGUUUGCCAUUUGUAAAUAUGUGAAUAUACUUGUGGUCUCUUUAUGUACUAAUGCGUUGUACCCUCUCCUGUAAUUUUUUUUUGUCAGUUGCUAAAGACUUUGAAACGGUUAUACUUUGUAAAUCAUUAUGCAUUUGAUUCAUGUUCUGUUUACUUUUUUGAUCUAAAUGGAAUAUAUUCAAGGUCACCUUUUUAAAACUGAUAAUUCAAUAAAGAUUUGCGUAACAGUUGAAAUCAACAUGAUCAAUUCUGUUCUAUAUGAUCUUUUAAAGCCAUUCUCAGGUUUUUCAAUGUGUGAAUAUACUGUUAUAUACUUAGUUAUAUUAUAUUGAUGUAAUAUGGUCUGCUCUCUUUUGUCAGUUGCUAAAGACUUUGAAACUUUUUUUUAUCAAGAUGCCUUAAGGUCUUUUUAAAUAAAAUAAUUAAACUGCA
This is a messenger RNA of Oncorhynchus mykiss (rainbow trout), 2830 nucleotides long. RefSeq names its product occludin a (gene oclna). Lineage: Eukaryota; Metazoa; Chordata; Actinopteri; Salmoniformes; Salmonidae. Gene Ontology annotation, cellular component: apical plasma membrane; cytoplasmic vesicle; bicellular tight junction. Gene Ontology annotation, biological process: bicellular tight junction assembly. The record is from RefSeq and is a predicted model, not a curated record.